This is a messenger RNA of Amphibalanus amphitrite, 1219 nucleotides long. Its product is annotated as inaD-like protein. Lineage: Eukaryota; Metazoa; Arthropoda; Thecostraca; Balanomorpha; Balanidae. Gene Ontology annotation, molecular function: protein binding. The coding region runs from base 593 to 1219 and encodes 208 amino acids. The transcript has 5 exons. The record is from RefSeq and is a predicted model, not a curated record.
GCAGUGGCCAGACGCCGGGCCGGCCGACCGUCGGCUGCCGGCCGCCAUCCCCAUCAGACUGUGGGCGCCGUCAUGCCGAUCGGACUGCUGUGAGCGCGGCCUGGCGGUGCUGUCGAAACUGUCCCGCCGGAGACUCCAGAACUGUCCCGUCGGAACUGUCCCGCCGGACACUCUGAAAAAAAAAACAGUGCCUGAGUACGAGUGUAGUGAGUGUGUCCAGGCCUUUCGGUGUGUGGUGAGCUUGUCCAGGCCUGUGGCGAGUGAAGUGAGCUUGUCCAGGCCUGUGACGAGUGAAGUGAGCUUGUCCAGGCCUGUGGCGAGUGAAGUGAGCUUGUCCAGGCCUGUGACGAGUGAAGCGAGCUUGUCCAGGCCGUUCGGAGUGUGGUGAGCUUGUCCAGGCCUGUGGCGAGUGAAGUGAGCUUGUCCAGGCCGUUCGGAGUGUGGUGAGCUUGUCCAGGCCUGUGACGAGUGAAGUGAGCUUGUCCAGGCCUGUGACGAGUGAAGCGAGCUUGUCCAGGCCGUUCGGAGUGUGGUGAGCUUGUCCAGGCCUGUGGCGAGUGAAGCGAGCUUGUCCAGCCACGGCGCGGCGCUGAUGAGCUCCCCGGCGUCCACAAUGGCGUGCACUGUGACGGCGCUACUCGACAAUCCCGUGUCACGCUUCCACCAGGUGGUGCACGCUACCGACAAGGCCAUGGAAACGAUACGAGAGGAUACAGAGCAUGAAUGGGACCCAGAGAAGGUGCAGAAGAAAUAUGGCGCGCUGCCUGGUGAGGUGCUAUGGAUCGAGUUGGAGAAGGGUAGCCACGGCCUGGGCCUCUCGCUAGCCGGCAACAAGGACCGCACACGCAUGUCCGUGUUCGUUUGCGGCCUCAAUCCUCAGGGGAACGCCUUCAAGGACGGGCGAAUCCGCACCGGCGACGAGAUUCUCGAGGUGAACGGCCAGGUUCUGCAUGGUCGAUGCCAUCUGAACGCCUCAGCCAUCAUUAAAGGUCUGCCUGGCCCGAUUAUCAAGAUCAUCCUGCUCAGACGAGAAGACGCGUUAGAAGAUCUGGCCGUGCGGCCCAUUACGCAGUUUCCGGUCUCACUUCAGGACGAGCCGCUCUAUGACGUCACUCAUGCGGUCAUACCUCCGCCGGCCGGAGACCACACGCGCCGCAAACCUGAUGACUUUCUGGAGCCGCCGGCGCUGCGUCACGUUGCUAGCGCCAUACACAGCUAG